AUGCACCCUGGUGCCCACUCCCUUCCGCUGCUUGUGUCUACGAGGACGACCAACAAAACGACUUUACCAUCUCUUCACAUUGUCAACCGGGACUGCCGUGCUUAUCCAGCAGCACUUGGCUUGGGGCCAAUCAAGACUUGCUGCAACCCACACCGAUUGUGUGCUACGUGGGAAACCAAACAACCUUCGCCACAAUGAAGACGUCGUCAAUGUUUGCGCUGCUCCUACCUCUGCUGUACAUCGCCAACGCCCAAGCUGAGAUUCUUGGAGGCGGAGACUCGGUGGACUCGGGCGGCGACUCCAGUGACUCGAGCGACGACAGUUGCGCAGAGAGCGACAAGGACUUACAUUGCCCUUGCGAUAGGGACGACCAAUGCAAGACAGGCCUCAAGUGCUGUGACGAAACAGAUCCCAAAGUGUGCAAGGAUCCGACGGAAACAUCGGGGCCACGAGCCUGCGGGGACCCGCACAUGACCGGCUUCCUUGGCCAGAAGUUCGAUUUUACUGGAGAGGACGGCGGCUACUACGCCCUCAUCAGUGACUUUCCGAACAUGCACAUGAACAUGCGCGUCACGAGCCCGGUCCCCUCGUUGCCGGAGAUCACGUACAUCACCGGGCUGUCUCUUCUGACCACCGACGCCAACGGAGAGGUCCACAGCAUUGUCAUCGAGGUCAAGAACCCGCACGACAUCGAAAGUGCCUGCCCCGCCGGGGUGUCUCCCUGCCUCGCCGACGGAUCCCUGAGGGUUAUGCUCAACGGGAAAGAGGAGCUGUCUGCCCCGGGGUCCGUAGCUCUCGCCGACGGCGUCAUCGUGACGGCGGUCAACCUCCCGGGGGAGUGCCGUUCGUUCGGGUUCGAGCACUACUGGGAGCGCAAGAAGCUCGAGAAUGCCCGUCACGGCCGUCACCUUGGCGAGCAGAGCAUGGGAGACUGGUUGCUCGGGGACCCUACGGCUACCAACAUGGACGAGUGCAUGGAGUACGUUGCGCAAGCCGAGGGGCAGGCCGGUGGCCUCUUCGCCCUCCAGUCUGAGCACGCCUCGUUCCAGAUCGUGACCCCCACGGCCACGGUUCGCCUGAGCCACGGUCGCCUCCACCAGAUUGCGACCCGCGACCCCACUAACCGGUUCGAUCUCCCCGACCACACCACCUGGCAGAUGAACAUGGGUAUCGACCACAACGAGGUGAGCUACUCCGCAACCGGGAUCCUCGGUGAGACCUCCACCCCGACCAAGGACGCCUACGGCCAGGACAUCAUGACCGGCAUGGAAGCCAUCCGCGGGUCCGAGGAAGACUACCGCGUCGCGGGCCCCCUGGAUGUUACCUUCCCCAUGGACACUCUCGAGCUCUAACUUCACGGCGAGGACCCCACCAUGCAGUCAGGGGUGAACGUGGUUCUCCUUCGUUGAAACCAACCCUGUUUGGGCCCACAGCCGUGGAUCAUUAUUCAGUUGGAUUUUCCUCUUGACGCCUUUUAGGUAGAUUAGGUCAAUGAUCAAUGGAUGACGCAGGUUCGCUACAGCACGAGCGUCAACUUUUUUUUGAGUAGAGGGAAUUCGAUCGGAUGGGGCGCUGAAGUGUCUUCUUCCACGCUUUUUGUUGCAAUGGGCAAAGUCACCAAGUCGCUUACUCAUUUGGGGAAGCCGUAGACCGGCAAAACGGUUUGCCAAAUUACUUGCUGUCGGACAAACAAGCGUCGUUGAUGGCGAUCUUUGCCCCCAUCGAUUCAAGUGUUGGUUUUCCUUCUCUCUCGGCAUGACGUUUGUAUAUGAGUUGAAGCGGGAAAUUGCACGACUAGGGACGUGGCCUGAAGAGCACGUCGCCGGAUUUUGGUGGCACUUUACAGGGUCAAGGCGCUAUGAUACGUUGUCGAGUAGGUUUUGCGUAGGUGUUAAUCAAUCGUUGUGUUCAUAGUGCCCAUUGAACCCAUGAGCGUAUUGUUCCCACGCUUCCCGUAAACUUAUGUUUCCUGAAGGGAGUGUUUGGGCUGAUUUGGAAUAGAGUUCGAUGUUUCCAGGCGUUUGUCUCAAUACCAGCGAGAUAAUAGUCCAAGGGUUUCUCGUGGGUUUGAGGCCUGAAGACUGAUUCGAUAGGGGUAGCACAUAAUGACCCAGAAGCUUCUCGUGCUCUGGUGGUUCACACGAGCAUCCAACCCAUAUUGUACUUUUUGCAUCAGUUUUUCCGAUUUGAAUUCCAGUCGUGUUUCAUCUAGCCUGUUGUUGGACAUACUCGUAGCAUCGUGGCUGUAGUCGGAUGAUUGCGGGAGGACCAAAAGUGUCGCUGUGGGGAGAUUCUACUACAGUAAGUCGCAGUGAUCGGAAUUGCGUGACGGACGGAUGUGGUGACUUCACACUCCUCCUCUCGCCGUGGUGAUUUGUCCGGUGCUUUCCACCACGCUCUACAAUACAAGAUUAGGCCAACCCAUCGCGGCCCGCACUAGCGGAGGUGCCUCCACACUCCACACACGCCAAGCUUUGGCCUACCCGGUUUCUUUCCCCAACAUGCUAGCGUCAACGACUUUGU
Molecule: messenger RNA, 2523 nt
Organism: Ectocarpus sp. CCAP 1310/34
Lineage: Eukaryota; Phaeophyceae; Ectocarpales; Ectocarpaceae
Source: the annotation of a GenBank genome assembly